Messenger RNA from Coniophora puteana RWD-64-598 SS2, 1119 nucleotides. RefSeq lists its product as uncharacterized. The coding region runs from base 1 to 1119 and encodes 372 amino acids. The transcript is spliced from 5 exons. NCBI's taxonomy places the organism in Eukaryota, Fungi, Basidiomycota, Agaricomycetes, Boletales, Coniophoraceae. The record is from RefSeq and is a predicted model, not a curated record.
AUGAUUGUUAGCGAGCUUGAAGCCCUCUCCGCCUGUCAUCAAGUUGAAGGCAUGGUCGUCCUCGUUCACAGAUCCCUCAACAUCCCUAUGGAACCCAAGUUCUUCGCUACCAACAAGCCCGUCAACCAGCAUCUACAAAUCCACUAUCACGCUGAGCUCAACAAGUUCACGGGCACGAUGGAGAGUGCGAUGAUUGGCAACAACCAUCCCUGGAACAGCAGCAACAACAACUACAAGCAAAAACAAAAGUUUGCAAAGACAAGGUUUUGCUCCAGGCUCAGUCAGGCACUCAUUGAUGCAACAGCCAAGAUGUCUGCUGUUAUGGAGUAUGCCCAAUAUGAGAGCCUUGUUAUUGGGCAGUUCAAUGUGAAACUGGUUGGGUGGGAGCACAACAAGUGGGGUAACCCCGGCGGCCUCAAAGGUGGCCUGAUCCCACUUAUGAAGCUCGCUGACGUUGUAGAAUCUGGUCAGUGCCAUUUUGUACCCAUCUCUGACAAGGAGGUGGAAGAACGUUGCCAACACAUCAAGGCUGGCGAGGUCCUCACCCUGGAUAAGGAGCCUCCAUAUCCCCUUCCUCCUGCCAAUCCUGCUCUUGCCAACAGCAAUGCUGCAUCCAGUGUGCUAGCCUUGGAAGGCUCUCCUUUGCUGGCAGACGUUGUCUCCCUCAGGCACCCCCUUUCUUCCCCACCCCCCAGUGGCUCUUCCACAUCAUCUGGUUCUCCCUCAACUCCUGAGGAGACUCAGCCGAUGCCAGAGCACAGCAUUCCUCCUGCUGUUGCGGCCAUCUUUGCACAAAUACGGGGACGAUUGCCGCCCUCAUCUGAUGCCCCACCCCCGCCUCCAGAGUCGAUGUUGCUGCCUUCUGUUGACAACCCCAUGGAGUGUGUCAGCCAGCCUGACACAUUGACUGCGCCUCCGGCAAAGGCCCAGACUGCCUCAGUCCCUGUUGUGCCUAUUGCAACAGAGUCCAAGCCACUUGUCCGGGGAGGCAACUGCAAGUGCCUGGCUAAGCCCUCAGCCAAUGCCUUGGCCAAUAAACAUCCCUGGCAUAGUGGUCCUUGCAAUGCAAAGGCAGGGCAGAAGUCUGCAGAGACCAUGUCUUCGGAUGUAGAUAAUUAG